Messenger RNA from Lytechinus pictus (painted urchin), 4586 nucleotides. Its product is annotated as synaptic vesicle 2-related protein-like. Gene Ontology annotation, biological process: transmembrane transport. The transcript has 14 exons. Gene Ontology annotation, molecular function: transmembrane transporter activity. Bases 370 to 1854 code for a protein of 494 amino acids. Gene Ontology annotation, cellular component: membrane. Lineage: Eukaryota; Metazoa; Echinodermata; Echinoidea; Temnopleuroida; Toxopneustidae. The record is from RefSeq and is a predicted model, not a curated record.
AAUGAAGACAAUUUUGGCUAACUGCUAUACCCACCAGACCCCCCCCCCCCCAUGGGCAUCCAAUUAGGGCAUGAUCACCCGGCCCCAUCAGGAUUUUUGAGGGGGGAUCCAUAAUAUAGAUGAAGAUCACAGGAGGCCAUGGUUAUCACCGGAGGUUUAUCAUUAGAUUAUAUGUAUUUUAAUAGUGCAUAUUUUCCAAAACUACAAAAUAGUUGUGGACUCCUACACGCGGGAAGAUCACUUGCUCGGAGACCGUGGCCACCGGAUCGCGGAGCGGCGGGCGCGGCUGGCCUCGGCCUCGGAUAGCCGCGCCGGUCGAGAACUCUAGUUGGCCACCACCAGAUGCAUGCUCCCGUGACUUGAGAAAUCAUGGAUGAAAUAGAACUAUCAGAUUUCAAGUAUUCCCAUUUAGAUGAUGAUAGGAAAGAAGCGAUAGAAAAUGGUCAUCUUGAAUCAGAACAUGCAUGCCUACUUGAUUCGGAAAAUGAUGAUGAAAAAGAGUACACCGUUGAGGAAGCAAUUGAUGCCCUUGGGUUUGGUUGGUUCCAAAUCAGAACUGCCAGCAUUGUUGGGUUUCAUAGUAUGGCCGAUGCAUUUGAGAUCAUGCUGGUUAGCGUGCUCUCUAACAAGCUCAAGUGUGAAUGGAGAUUGUCGUCAUGGCAACAGGCACUCUUCACCACCGUGGUGUUCGGAGGCUAUUUCUUGAGCGCUCCGCUGUGGGGUCUGAUCGCUGAUAGACUAGGCAGGAGAUCAACACUUGGUUUAUGUUCAUUCUACAUUUUCUACUUCGGAGCUCUGAGUUCAUUAUCGCCCAAUUAUUUAUGGCUUCUCUUCUUGCGAGGACUGGUCGGGUUCGGAUUAGGAGGGGCAUCUCAGGGAGUUACAAUUUUAGCAGAAUUCUUACCCUCGAAGACAAGAGGCCUGUGUAUUGCAUUCCUCUCUGUGUUUUGGGUAACGGGAGUAUGCCUCCAGGUGGUGCUAUCAUUGAUUGUAAUGCCUUGGCUGGGAUGGCGAUACCUCAUGUUCUUUUCAUCCUUUCCACUCUUUUUCUUCUUUUUACUGCUGAAGUUUGUUCCCGAGAGCAUCCUUUUCCAGCAGGGCACUGGAAAUCUCGAGGGUGCCAUGGCAACGCUUAAAGUGAUAUCUCAAUUGAAUGGGAGGCCGUUGCCUCCUGGGCGUCUCAAAAGCAAUAUUGAAAUUAAACCAAAAGGAAAGCUUGCAGAACUUUUUAAAACCAGAGAUUUUACAGUAUCCACCUUCAUUUUAUUACUUAUAUGGUUUUCUAUGGCCUUUUUAUACUAUGGUAUGGUUCUUAUGGCCACUGAAUUAUUUUCAUCGGGGAAUACUUGCGCAUCUGAACCUGAGGCAGCAAUUGAGUGUUUUGCUGCUUGCAGAUCACUUGAUAAAAAAGGAUAUCUUCAAAUUCUUGUCACAUCCUUGGCAGAAUACCCAGGAAGCAUUAUGACAUUCAUAAUUAUUGAGUGGUUUGGAAGAAGAAAAACGAUGAGCUUUGAAUUAUUAAUCGGCAGUAUAUUCUCUUUCCUGCUCUUCCUAUGCACAUCAAGUAAUAUACAAAUGAUCUUCAUCUUCGUAGUCCGAGCAAUGAUAGCUGGCUCCUUCCAAACGCUAUAUGUUUAUACACCAGAGGUUUAUCCAACCCAUGUGAGAGCAUUAAGCCUUGGUGUGUGUGUGUCGUCAUCAAGAAUAGGGGCCAUUCUUACUCCAUUUGUAGCACAGGUAAUGAUAAAAACAUCUGUGCUGACGGCCAUAGGUGUGUACGCAAGCUUCUGCCUCCUCUCUUGCCUAGUGUCAUUGUUUCUACCCAUUGAAACAAAAGGAAAGAUUCUCAAAUAAUAUAUGAAAACAUCUUGUCCCAUAUUCUCAAGUCAGGAUUAAUGUAAACUCAGGUCUAAAGUUGCGGUUUAUUUAUCGAUAACCAUUUGUGAUAUAAAUCUCACAAAUUAUUGACUACUCCGCUGGAAAGUUCAGGUCGGAUCCCGGUUUGUUUACUUUUCAUCCCAUUUCAUGUCAUAGUGAAACAGGGGCUUCUCCGGGUAAAGGACCGCUGAUCCCAUUGUUCUCCUUUGAAAUGAAAACGUAUUUUUGUGUAUGUUCUUGAAAUUAUGAAGAAGGGGUGAUUUAGUUCGUAAAAUUUUAUUUGAAAUGCAAAAAUGGGAGUGGUUUUAAAGGUUAAUUUGUAGCCAUUUUCGUGUAAAAAAUAAAAAGGGGGGGUGUCAAAAUUGUGAAAAAUUAUUUAAAACUUCAGGGGAAAGGGGGUACUUUAUGACUGUGGGUACGAUCAUGCAUUAUGCCGUUGAAUAGGAAGUGACGCCAGUGGGGACAUCUCUUGAAGGAUUUCAUGGAAGUUGUCAACAGUGACUUAAAACUGUCCGCUCCUCUCACAAUUUGAGUUAAAUCCUUGGCCGAAAAGCACUGGUUUAUGGCUGUGACUGUAAUGGUACGUAGUAGUAGUAGUAGUAGUAAAUCCAAAGUUUUUAAUCCGGUUUUGUCCAUGUGAAUAGUAUGAUGUCAAGGUCAGUGGUCAGUUCCUUAGACCCUCAUUUCAGGGUUUUGUGAGGCACACCCCAUCAAAAUAUAAUUUGAGUGCCCCCCCCCUCCCUGGCCCUCCUGGGUAAGUCACCAGGAUAGGUUCUCUAUAAUUAACAAAAACAGUAAUUUAGAUAUGAAACAAGCACAAUUAUAAAAUUAGCUUAGAUGAAAGAGUAAUUCUUCUUUAUACUGUCAAAAUUUUGUUAAGUUAAAUGGAAAACAAUUUUGUAAAGCAAGUUUUUGCGGAUUGCUUGGAAGUUAAAGUGAGAUUGCAAAAUGUGCACAUCUCAUGCUCAAAGGAAUCCUAAACCUCAAAUGUUGGUUUCUCUUUAUUUGUUUGAAGCUCUUGCUUAUUUUCUUCUCCGAUGAAUCAAGAACUUUGUGGGUUAUUAUUGAUCAAUUUUGACAAGUAAUGUAUCAUUUUAAUUUCUUUUAUUUUUAUCAAACUUAAUAAAAAUCUUUAAAAAAUCAUUUUCGGCAACCUAUCUUUGGUUUUGGGGUGACUGUUAAUUACUCGUCUUACUUCGCACAAAUUGUUUGUUUGUUUUUUUACUCUCAGUUUUUACACUCUAGUUUCAAAUUUAGUAUAGGCAUUAAUAGUUAUUAUUUUUAAAAUAGUGAAUUUGAUAAUUAGCGCUCUAAAUACACAUUUGUUGUGUUUGAUUUCUACUGAUAACCCCUAUAAUUAUAAUAUCAAGUGCAAUUCCUCAGCUGUAUAAAGCUGUGAAAUUUAUUGCACUAAUUAUGUGUAGAGUGAUCUUGCAUUAUAAUUGUGUACACAGUGUUGAUUCUAUAUUACUGAAAUAGUUUUGAAACUCAAUGUGGAAUCAUUAUGAUGUGCAGUAAUAUUAUCAUUGUUUUCUAAUUAACUUAAAUUUGAACAUGUAUUUGAUAACUUUUAUCUGUCGCUUCUUUGAUAUCUCCAUUUUAUAUUAUGAAUUUUGAUAUUUGUUGACCAAAAUUGAAGACUGAAUGUAUACAUCAGACACGGGUGGGUUAAAAGACCAUUACGAGUACAGAUAUCAAUUGUCUUUCUCUGUCUAUAAAACAUUUUUAAUAAGCCAGUGUUAGAAGGCCACCACAUUAAAUCUGAACAUUCCAAGUAUAAAACAGCCAGCUUCUGAAGUCUUUCUAGACAUUGUUGUGUCUGUGCAUGAACGCCCUUUUUAGCAAACAUUUUCGUGCACCGCAUUGGCGCAGAAACACCUUUACCCGAAUUACUUAUGUAAAUAAGGGAAUUUUUGUGCCCAUGCAAUGUGUGAAAGUGUGGUGUGAAGGCUGUUCUUGCACCAAAACGACAGUAUAUCUAAAAAACACCCCCGCCCCCGCAUAAAAAGGUCAAAGUAUUCUUUCAAACUUUCACCUGUAUGCUUCUCUGUAAAAACAAUUCCCAUAUUGGUUGGAUUCAUCUUUACACAAAUGUGGGAACUUUUCCAGUCACUAGCCAUAUCUAUCUAGUAUGAAAAAUGAUCAAAGCUCAGAUGUCAUGCUUGUAAAAUUAGAUUUCAAUAUUUAUAAAUAUUAUUUAAUAGAAUAAAAAUAGUUGACACUGACAGGCUGGGAAAAAAGUACUGCAAAGCGAAAAAGCUGGGAAAUCUUUUACACGUUUGUAUUCCUAACAUGAAGUUAAGCUACAUAAUUCACUGCACUGGCGUAAAUCCUUGCGUGACACCUAUUGUUCAGGGGGAUGGAACAAUAGAUAAUUCCCCCCCCAAAAAAAAAAAAAAAAAAAAAAAUAGGUGUGAUGCAAUGAUUUACGCCAGUGGUUCGCUGUACCUCAUAUGAGAAUAAGUCACACCUCAUAAAACAAAGUACAUGUACAGCAGUAUUAAUUGAUGUGACUUGCUCCAAGAUAAUAUUAUUUUAGGGGCACUAACCUUUGUAAUACCUCAUAUGGCUUUGUAUGUUAACAUAUCCUCCUAUAUCAUAAUGAUUAGAUGAGAUUUAUAUUUAUAUAUAAUUCUAGUAUUUAAAUUAUUUUGUAAUAAAAUUGGGACUAUAUGGCAUGUAAUAAAUAAUUGCUGUAUUGACUCUGU